Meloidogyne enterolobii is the source of this 1017-nucleotide messenger RNA. The record is from the annotation of a GenBank genome assembly. Lineage: Eukaryota; Metazoa; Nematoda; Chromadorea; Rhabditida; Meloidogynidae.
UAAAAUAUAAAUAUGAAGAAAAAAGGGGGCAGAGGGGUUCACGUCAGCAUAGCGAGAAAAUACAAAGGAAAGUGAAAGGGGAAGGAACGGGAAUGGCACGCUAACAACAAAAGCCCUAAAAUAUUUAUAUCUCGGGAAAAAUGGGUGGAGUUCAUAUUUAAAAUCUUUCUUUCUCUACACUUUAUUCUAGACCCACAUACAUAACUUUCUCUCUAUCAAAUACUCCCCCCCCCGUGCCCCUCUAAUUACAGAAUUUUCACAAAUAUCCCUCUCCCUAUCUUCUUCCCAACAUUUACCCCAAAUAUUAAAACACAAAUUUCCCCAAACAUUUUUUAGGACCAAAAAACAGGCUUUUGUGAAUUGCUAGUUGAAACCCAAUAUGACAACCCCCGUUUAAUGAGACCAUUUCGAAAAGCAACAUAUUACGAAAAAAUAAAAUGCCGGACUUCCGUUGAAGGAGAAGAAGCAACAGACGAAGGACAACAACCUUUUGAAUUUAAUACUAGCAAAGGAAAAGAUUUAUUAUUACAACAAACACCUUCUUCUCCUUCCUCUGUUGAGAGAAGGUUGUUAAUGACUGGGGGAGGAGGAAUAAAAAAUGAAAAUAUUGGAAAAUUAACGACAAUUAAUAAUAAUGAAGAAAAUAAUAACAAAAAAAGUGGUGAAAGAAAUAAUAAAAUAAAAAAUAAUUUAAAAGAAUCAUCAGAGAAAAUGAUAGGCAAGUUUUCUUAAAUUAAUUGAAAAUUAAUUUAUUUCUGCAAAAAUAUACAUAUAAUUUUUGAUUUUUGGUAAAAAUAAGGAGAAAAAGAAAAUUAAUUUUUAAAUGAAAGGCUAGAGGGGGACAUUUGCGGAAAUAAACUAAAAAAAAAGUAGGAAUUUGGGAACAAACAGAAAAAAGCUUAACUAGCAAAUAAACGGAAUAAUGACUCUGUAACAUGAUGUGGGUUAGGGGCCAGGUCCAAAAGAAAGAUCGAGCCGGGCAUCGAAUUUUGGUCCGAAAAAGACUCGGCCGGGCCG